CUUAACCAAUUCGCCUCUCAAAAUGGCGGAUGAACCAACACGGGAGUGGAGCGAUGAGCAGCUCAAAAGUGACGAUUUGCCCAAAAAAGACAUUAUAAAGUUCAUUCAGGACAAUGCAGCCCACUCGUUCCUCAAUGAGCACAAGCUGCUGGGAAACAUCAAAAACGUCGCCAAAACAGCAAAGAAAGAGCAACUGAUCACUGCCUACAAUCAGCUGUUUGAGAGCAAAAGGUUUAAAGGCACAGAGCCAAUUGAAGAGGUGACCGAGCAGGUUAAAGCUGUGAAAAUUGAAGAAAUGCCCAAAGAAGUCCCGACAGAGGCUGUGGAUGAGGGUCCACCAAAGUACUUCAAGUCAGUGCUGAAGAAAGGCGACAAAACCAACUUCCCAAAGAAAGGUGACACUGUGAGCUGCUGGUACACUGGCUCCCUGGAGGAUGGGACCGUCUUCGACACCAAUAUUCCCACAACGGCGAGAAAGAAGAAGCAAUCCAAACCACUGUCCUUCAAAGCCGGCUUGGGCAGAGUCAUCAGAGGAUGGGACGAGGCCAUCCUGACGAUGAGUAAGGGUGAAACAGCUCGACUGGAGAUUGAACCAGAGUGGGCCUACGGGAAGAAGGGUCUCCCUGACUCCAAAAUUCCUCCCAACGCAAAGCUGAUCUUCGAGGUUGAGCUGGUGGCGGUGGAUUAACGGGUAACCGCUGCUCAGCAUGCACUGCAUUUCAGGGGUGGAGGGGAAAAAAAAAAUACUCAAUGGCCUUGCUGUAAAGAAUCAAGUUAAAAUGGCAUUUGGAUUUCACCUUUGUUCCUACAUUAUCUCAUUUAUCAACACGUUACAAUAAACAAUGAUAAGUUAUUACAGCAUUUUCAGUUUGGGCCAAAAUGUGAUGGCUUGUCAAUAAUGUACAUACCCUGAAACCUUAUUCUUUGCAUUAUGUUUUGUUCUUUUGCAUGUACAAUGUAAAUGAUAAAUAAACCCAUUUCAGAGACUAAA
Epinephelus lanceolatus (giant grouper) is the source of this 991-nucleotide messenger RNA. RefSeq names its product FKBP prolyl isomerase 3 (gene fkbp3). Gene Ontology annotation, molecular function: peptidyl-prolyl cis-trans isomerase activity. The record is from RefSeq and is a predicted model, not a curated record. NCBI's taxonomy places the organism in Eukaryota, Metazoa, Chordata, Actinopteri, Perciformes, Serranidae.